AUGAACGGAAUGCUCAGUGAGGGCUUACCGGUGAUUGCUCAGUGCGAGCUUACCGCUCAGAAGAGAGGCUCAGGUAGAUUCCUAGCAGAGCCAAAGGGCAGAGUAGGGGAUGCUGGAAAACUAAUCCCCUACACAUACCUGCCUUUGGGACCACCCCCAAACCACAGACAUGUAGGAUGCUGGACCGGUCUUACGGCUCUGGUCUUACGUGUAGUUGGUAGAACAGCCCAGAGAAACUGGGCUCUGAGUAGGAGUACUCAGAAUCUCCCGAUAGGGAGUAAACCAAGGUUGCCUACAGCACCUUGUGCAUCAGGCUCAGAGGUGACAGGUAGAGCAGACAUGUCACACAAGCCGAGAGAGAAAUGGGUGGUGGACAGAGAUGAACAAAGUUUUCAUCUCCACAUCCCACCACACAAUUCCUCUGCCUAUUCGCACUCUGGAGAUCUCACUCUCAGAUCUCAAAGCUUUUUAAUACCCGCCUGCCACCCGGGGCUGAGAAGUCCACUUCUCGGGAGCUGUUCUCGGCCAAAGGGAAGAGUAGGGGAUGCUGGAAAACUAAUCCCCUACACAUACCUGCCUUUGGGACCACCCCCAAACCACAGACAUGUAGGAUGCUGGACCGGUCUUACGGCUCUGGUCUUACGUGUAGUUGGUAGAACAGCCCAGAGAAACUGGGCUCUGAGUAGGAGUACUCAGAACCUCCCGAUAGGGAGUAAACCAAGGUUGCCUACAGCACCUUGUGUGAGAGACACUCUACUAGAUAUGGAAUAG
This is a messenger RNA of Melampsora larici-populina 98AG31, 771 nucleotides long. RefSeq lists its product as uncharacterized. The record is from RefSeq and is a predicted model, not a curated record. Lineage: Eukaryota; Fungi; Basidiomycota; Pucciniomycetes; Pucciniales; Melampsoraceae. The coding region runs from base 1 to 771 and encodes 256 amino acids. The transcript is spliced from 3 exons.